UUUGGAUGCUUCGGUCGAGCAGGGCUACUGCUUUUCACUCGGUUUCAGCACAAGUUGUCGGACCAAGUUUCACUGGAGAAGUCGUGGAAUAGCCGGAACAGUGAUGGAGCCUUCGAUAACCCGGGUCUGCUGUGUUCUGUUGAGCCUGUUCGCAGGUUUGGUCUCGGGUCUGGAGAUUACCUCUACAGAGCCGACCUCCAUAGAGAAGGCCAGCGGUCAGAGUGUGAAGCUGGACUGCCAGUUUACUCUGGCCCCUGAAGACUCUGGACCGCUAGAUAUUGAAUGGAGCUUGCUGUCUUCCGACAACCAGAAAGAGGACAAAGUGGUGAUCCUGUACUCAGGUGACAGGGCCUACGAGGACUACUAUGCACCCAUGAAGGGUCGAGUCCACUUCAACUCAGCCGAUCCCAAAAACGGGGACGCCUCCAUCAACCUGACGGGGCUGAAAUCGUCAGACUCGGGCACCUACCAGUGCAAGGUGAAGAAGGCUCCUGGUAUCCGCAGCAGGAAGAUGCUGCUGAUCGUCAUGGUGAAGCCGUCCAAGCCCAGCUGCUACACCGAAGGCCCCACACAGGAAGGCAAAGACGUUGUUCUGAAGUGCAUAUCCAGGGAGGGCACCAACCCCCUGCAAUACAGCUGGGAGAAGACCAGUGACAGCAAGCUGCUGCCCGCCUCUGCUGUGCUGGAUCCUGUGGGAGGCACCAUUAACGUGAGGAAUGCAUCUGCCAGCGCAUCUGGCACCUACCGCUGCACUGCCAGUAAUCGUGUUGGCACUGAGGAGUGUGUACUAUAUCUCAACGUAACACCUCCCCCCAACACUCCAGGCAUCAUUGCAGCAGCCAUCAUUACUGUACUGCUGAUCCUCAUCAUUAUUGCCAUCAUCCUGUUCUGCUGUUGCCGUGCUCGUCACAGGAAGAAGUACGAGAAGGAAAUCUGCAAUGAGAUAAGAGAGGACGUUCCCCCUCCUAAGAGCCGUGUGUCGACAGCGCGCAGCUUCACCGUGGGCAGCCAGCGCUCCUCCCUGGGCUCCAUGUCGCCCUCCAACUUGCACGAGUACGCCCUGAAGCCCCAGUACGACAAGAUUCCUUCAUCGGAGGAGUACGAGAGGCCACCCAGCCACAACCCUCUGCCCCCACCCUCUGGUGCCAAGAUGGCCGGCCCUAACCUCAGCCGCAUGGGGGCCAUCCCCGUAAUGAUCCCUGCCCAGAACAGGGACGGCUCGAUCGUCUAGCAUGUCCUCUUCCUGAGAAGGGACCGUGUAACAAGGGGAGAGAAUGGAGGAAGGGAGAAGGACACAAGCCAAUGAAGAUGGAGCAAGAGCUGGGAUGGGCUGACUCACCUGACUUUUAGCUCUUAAUUAUUUACAAAUGGGAGUAUACUCCUCUUGACCUGGCUCCUCAGACCUGGCUCUGCUGUGGUGCUGAGAAGAGAAGUUGAGUUGUACUGGAAUCACAACAGAGCACAUAAACUUUUUAUCAAAUACAAAUACAAAAAAAACUUUUAUGAAUUUUACUUCCUGGACUUUCUCACAGAAAAAAUAAAUUAGUGUGGAUAUAAAGCAGAAUGGUCAAUAUACAAAUUAUAUUGUACAUAAAUGAAUGCAUGUCUUUUUUUGAUAUAGAUGGCCCUUGCUGUAGAGAUACUGUAUGUUCAAAUCAGAUCCAGGCCCCUAAUUGGCCCGCUGUACAGCUGUAUGCAUGCAUGUAUGUGUAAAAUUGCAGCAGUAUGUGUGCGUGAAUAUAAGUUUAUGUAUGUGGAUGGGACUUGGGGAAAUAUAUAGUUCAUUUAUUGUCUUUAAAAGCCUCCAUAACAGUAAGAUCAUUUGUCAGGUGAUCCGGUCUUUACUAGUUUCUGACAUGUUUUUAAUUCCAUUCAUUUAUUGUAAAAUGAGAUGGACUGACCUUUGGAAAAAUUGAAAGACUAAUUAGAGGAAGAUUCACAGACUUGAAUUAAUCUUUCGACUGAGUUGAAAACAGUCUAUUUAGGUCAGCCGUUUUCUGUUGAACCGCUUGCUAUUUGAAUUGUCCAGUCAGGGUUUAUGUGGGGGGGCUGAAAUGGACAGGAUUGGCUGGAGGGGAGGGGGAGGUUCAAGCCAUCACAUCUUGUGAUUGGGGGGAUUAUUGCUUCUUGACCAAGCUUAAAAAACAAUAAAAGACCAGUGUCCACCCCCCGCCCCUCCUCCAGAGAUCGUAGAGGAGGUAGUGUACAGGCAAAUAAUGAGGGCAGCUGGACAACAAGGUUCACUGAGCAAUCAGCUUUGAUUGUGUUUGACUGUCAACAGACCCCUAACCUCAGUGACCCCCGAAACAUUUAGAUCUCCCCAAGCACACACACACCUCAUUAGCAGGACAAGAGCCCCACAUCUUAAUUUUCAUAUGUAGUAGCAGUCACCCCCCUCAGUGGUGCUGCAUAUCUUAUACUCCUUAUUUGCAGUCGCAUUACAAGGAGCCAAUAUCUUGAUUAACCUUCUCUCUGUGGUCAAUAUGAAACCUUUCAUGGCGUCUGUAGUGUUAAUUGGACUUUUUAAUGAAGGAUGUAAAGCCUGCGUGUGCGUGAAGAAAGUGCCCACAAAGAGGAACAAAUGUGAUAAGCCUUACAAUGCUGAGUAUUGUUUCUCAGUGUCAACAUUACAAACACUUUGGUUCAGCUUCAUGUUGCAGUUAGUCGUUGCUGGAUAAUGUAAAGGUUCAUUCAGGCAGUCGAGGCCAGUCCUUGCAGUAUGGGGUUAUUCGACUCUUAGACAAAUUCUUCACUUGUUUGGAAAAAUGUUUGGAGGCCCAACACGUCAUCUUGUCUGUUACUUUAUAAAAAAACAAAAAAAACAAAAAAAAACAAAAAAAAGUAUGACUACUUGGGAGUGGGCAGACUGUUUCUUUUUGCUCCAACGCCUUAUUCUAUUCCUUAUUUUAGCCUUACACACCACCCCUCAGUUCACCUCUGCACAGCCCUCACAGCUGGAUUCUAAUGACUUCUAUUGUGCCUUGUUGCCCCAGUUGAGUUGUGCCAUAGCACCUCUGCUAAUGUGCACUGUGCUAUGUGCAGUAGCAUCAUCCUAAAGCAUCAUCCACAGCCACUACAGCAGCAUAAUAAUCAGUGAGCCUAUUGUCUCCUGUCGCCUCAAUCAGGUCAAGUCUAGGAUUCCCCACACCUGCUCAAUUCAUAGAUUCACCCACCGCUUAACAAAACCUUUAUCGGUGUCGUAAAGCUUUUAUUUUGUAUUCCAAACAUGACUUCAUGUUGGUUUUUAAACUUUAUUUAAACUUUGGCAAAGUCGAUGUGCUUUUGUUUUUUAAAAAGAAAGAAAUAACAUAAAUGGCUCUGGCUGUAUGUAUAAAUAUUCUGUCGAAGUAACCCUAUCUACUCACAACACAGUCGAAUGAUAUAAAGAUGAUGUUUGUACGUAUCUGUGAUGCUCUGGCGUGCUGUGCUUGGCAAAUCUAUAUCGAAAACAUAAGAGGAGGGGCUUGUCAGUACAAUGUAAAUGCUCCCUGGUAUGAUUGGACAUUUCUGACACUGUGCGUGCGUGCGUGCGUGCGUGCGUGCGUGCGUGCGUGCGUGAAUCCUAGCAUCAAAGGAGACAUGACAGUUGUAGAAACAAAUUGGCACCUAUAUUCUUUCACCAGACCUGGGCCUGCCUAGACAAAGAAUUACAUCCGUGUCAACUGUGUGUGUGUGUGUGUGUGUGUGGGAGCAAGUGUAUUGUACAAGGAGAAUUUGCUGUCAGGAGGGGCCCCUGUAGAAUUCUAGUUAGACUUCCACCUGCUGACAAGCUGUAUGAGCUCGUAGGGAGGUAAUCCUGUUACUGUCCCUAUAUGUGCUCAGAACAUUAAUGACAACUACUACUAACAAUAUUAACUGUAGCUUUUAAAUUUGCGUACUAAUAUUGUAUGAAGAUCUCCUUUGGGGUUUACACACUGUGUGAAAACCAUUUUUUUUCUUGUGUGUAUUUUUUGUGCUGUAUUUUUGAAUAAUAAAAGUCCAUGAA
Seriola dumerili (greater amberjack) is the source of this 3985-nucleotide messenger RNA. It is a transcript of the gene cxadr, whose product is annotated as CXADR, Ig-like cell adhesion molecule. The coding region runs from base 104 to 1231 and encodes 375 amino acids. The transcript is spliced from 7 exons. Gene Ontology annotation, biological process: homotypic cell-cell adhesion. Lineage: Eukaryota; Metazoa; Chordata; Actinopteri; Carangiformes; Carangidae. Gene Ontology annotation, molecular function: cell adhesion molecule binding. Gene Ontology annotation, cellular component: intercalated disc; bicellular tight junction; basolateral plasma membrane. The record is from RefSeq and is a predicted model, not a curated record.